GUGGAAAACUACGAGUACGAGCUGCCCUCAGACUUUGAGGAUGAGGAAAUUGAUGAGGAAGCUGCUUUCACAGAGGAGGACAAGAAGCUGUAUGCUGACUGGAAUCUUGACGGGGGAAAGGGCAAGGGGAAGGGGAAGGGCAAGGACAAAGCAAAGGCCGCGAGCCCUGACCUGCUCGAGAGCGAAGAGAGUGAUGUCUACCCAGAGUCUGAGUACAACCUGCAGCCCGCCGUGGCAUCUGCAGGGGAUGCUGGGGGAGAGCUGCGCUUCAGCGACAUGGUGGAGGCUCUGGGUACGGACAGGGCCAAGCUGGGCGCCGCGCGCAAGAGGCUGGAGCGACUUGACAAGCGCUUGCAACCUGAGACGGCGAAGGACGUGACCAAGUGGCAGAGCAUCGUCAAGGCGAAUCGGGAGGCGGCCACGCUGAAAUUUGCGACCGGUCGCGAGGAUGUGCAGCGCACCAGCACCACGGCCGCGCUGACGGCCAAGUUUGCGCCGGCGCGCGAUUUCGAGCGGGAGAUUGCCGUCAUGCUGGAGGCGGCCGGCGCGCACAACGAGCAGGCCGUGGCCGAGGCCGAGGAGGCCCUCGCUCUCAAGGCUCAGAGUGUGGAGGAGGCAAAGUCGCGGAGAGAGCGGCUGGCCAAGAUGCGCAGUCUGCUGUUCCACCAGGAGAUCAAGCUCAAGCACCUCGCCAGGAUCAAGUCCAAGGACUACCACCGCCGAGCCCAGCGCGCCGCCAAAACCAAGGACAGGCCCCUGGCCAACGGGCACACCGCAGAUGCUGUCGAGGACGAGGACAUGAUACCCAUCAGGGUGGGCACGGAACUGAGUCAGCGCGAGCUCAUCGCGCGCGCAUUCGCUGGGGACGAUGUGCAGGCAGAGUUUGCCGAGGAAAAGGCGCGCGAGGCGGAGGCAGAGGCGCCACCAGCGGAUGCGCCUUCUCUGCUGCCCGGUUGGGGCGCAUGGGCGGGGCAGCAGCGCACCCCUGGCUGGAUGGCCAAAGCCCAGGACAAGGCUGUCAGCAUCCGCCAGCCGCUCGGCCGCGACUUCAAUACAGACUCCUCCUUCAGGGACAUGACGCGGCCCAAGAUCCUGAAGACGCCAGGCGUUGUGAUCAAGCCCUUGAAGUACAGCAAAGGAGUAGAGAAGGAAGCAGCCAGCCAGCCCACCAGCAAUGCCAAGCGCAAGAGCAUUGCUGUCGUGUCCAAUGGCCGGAGGAAGCAAUCCAAGAAGUGA
Messenger RNA from Coccomyxa subellipsoidea C-169, 1236 nucleotides. RefSeq lists its product as hypothetical. Gene Ontology annotation, cellular component: nucleolus; small-subunit processome. NCBI's taxonomy places the organism in Eukaryota, Viridiplantae, Chlorophyta, Trebouxiophyceae, Coccomyxaceae. The annotation marks the transcript as partial. The transcript is spliced from 9 exons. The record is from RefSeq and is a predicted model, not a curated record. Gene Ontology annotation, biological process: rRNA processing.